GCAAUCGAAGUCGAAGAAAUCAACGAGCUUGCUCACACGAUCAACGAUCCGCCCGUCGAACACAACCUCGAGGAACACGUUGCCUUUGGCGGAGACGACCAAUGGUUCUACCACAUCCCCUCUAAGCGCUUCGACCUCUCUCGUGGCUCCAAGCGCAAGCUCAUCAUCGACGCCGACGAUGGAAUCCGCAACCACCGAGGCUGUGCAAUCGACCCAUCCUCCACUGUCCUUGUCAUAAUUGACAUGCAAAACUUCUUCGUCCACCCCAUGUACCACGACCACAGCAGUGGUAUCGCUACCAUCGACCCUCUCCUGAAGGUCAUCGACAAGUGCAAGGGCCUCGGAAUCCAGCGCUGCUGGCUGAACUGGGGAAUCUCCGACUACGACCUCAAGGUCAUGCCCGCAGCUGUUACCAGAGGUUUCAACAGAAACUUGGCUCAGGACAAGGGCCACGGCUGGCACGUCGGCUUGGGCGCCAACGUCAAGGAUGACAAGGGCAACACUGAGCGCUGCCUUUUCAGCGGCACCUGGAACGCCGACAUCUACGACCNNCCCCUCAAGGAGGUCAUGACACCAGAUGACGUCCGCUUCGACAAGGCCCGUAUGAGCGGCAUGUGGAACCCGGACUUGCCCAUGAACAAGUGGCUUCGCGAGAGCGGAAAGAAGACGUUGCUGUUCGCUGGUGUCAACACCGACCAGUGCUUGCUGGGCACUGUCACUGACGCAUACAACUGGGGAUGGUACGNNGACUGCAUCCUUAUUGGCGACUGCGCAGCCACCAUGACUGGCCUCAACGCACAGGCAGUGUGUGAUUAUAAUAUCGCAACCAACAUGGGCUUUGUUACCGACAGCCCGGCCUUCCUGGACUCUGAGCUCGUGUUCGGUCCUUUGAAG
This is a messenger RNA of Aureobasidium uvarum, 894 nucleotides long. Lineage: Eukaryota; Fungi; Ascomycota; Dothideomycetes; Dothideales; Saccotheciaceae. The record is from the annotation of a GenBank genome assembly.